AUGAGUGGCAACAACUUAAGUGGGAACGAUGAGUUUGAUGAGCAGUUGCGACUGCACAAAUUGUAUGGAGACCCCAAGGAUGGUAACACCCAGAAUGACCCCUCUGGAGAAACCGAUUCUUUGGGACAACUGCCCGCUGACAUGCCCUAUGAGUGGGACCUUGAUAAGAAGGCUUGGUUUCCUAAGAUCACCGAAGAUUUCAUUGCUACAUAUCAGGCUAAUUACGGCUUUUCUAGUGACGGUUCAUCUAGUUCCACCGCAAAUGCCCAGGACACCAACAUGACGACUGGAGAAGAACCGCAAAGAGAAAUCCCGGAAGCCACUGACUCCAAAAAAAGGGGAGAAAAGAGAAAGGCCGAUUCAGGAUGGUUCCAUGUUGAAGAAGACAGAAAUACAAAUGUGUACGUGACAGGUCUGCCUCCAGACAUCACAGUGGAUGAAUUCAUACAGCUUAUGUCCAAAUUUGGCAUUAUUAUGAGAGAUCCUCAGACAGAAGAAUUUAAGGUCAAGCUUUACAAAGAUAAUCAAGGCAAUCUUAAAGGAGAUGGGCUUUGCUGCUAUCUAAAGAAAGAAUCUGUGGAACUUGCACUAAAACUUUUGGAUGAAGAUGAAAUUAGAGGCUACAAAUUGCAUGUCGAGGUGGCAAAGUUCCAGCUGAAGGGCGAGUAUGAUGCCUCAAAAAAGAAGAAGAAGUGUAAAGAUUACAAGAAGAAACUGUCUCUGCAACAGAAGCAGUUGGAUUGGAGGCCUGAGAGGAGAGCUGGACCAUCCCGGAUGCGACAUGAGCAAGUUGUCAUCAUCAAAAAUAUGUUUCACCCCACAGAUUUUGAGGAUGAUCCAUUGGUGCUGAAUGAGAUCAGAGAAGACCUUCGAGCAGAAUGUUCCAAGUUUGGACAGAUUAGGAAGCUCCUUCUGUUUGAUAGGCACCCAGAUGGUGUGGCCUCUGUGUCCUUCCGGGAACCAGAGGAUGCUGAUUAUUGCAUUCAGACUCUUGAUGGAAGGUGGUUUGGUGGCCGUCAAAUCACUGCUCAAGCCUGGGAUGGGACUACAGAUUACCAGGUAGAGGAGACGUCAAGAGAAAGAGAGGAAAGGGUGAGAGGCUGGGAGGCAUUCCUCAAUGCCCCUGAGGCCAACAGAGGCCUCCAGCACACGGAUUCCAUCAGUGCUUCAGAAAAUGCAGGGCCUUCCAGAGGAAGGCAUUUUUCAGAGCAUCUGAGCAUGUCUAACACAGGUGCUCAGGAAGCUAUAACUGGAAUGGCAUUUGGAGAAACUAUCAAUGGAAAUAAGUUUAAAAAGGCAGAAGAUGGAUUCAAAAUUGAAGGAAAAGCUUUUGAAAAGGAUGCUAAAGAAGGUGGGUCUGAUGAAGAUGACCCUGAGAGAGAGUGUGAAGAGGGCUGCACCAAGAGAGAGAGUGAAGAAGCCCUCCCUGAGAGCGAGCUUGAAGAAGGUAAUCCUAAAAAGGAGUCUCAAGAGCAUGGUCCUGAAAGAGAAUCUAAGAAGAAAGGCAAAGAUAAUUAUGAAAAGAAUGGCCUUGCCAAAGUGUCUGAAGACAGUGACCACAGCGGAGAGGCAGAGGCAGACAGCCUCAAGAAAGAGUCAGAAGGUGAUGACUCAGCAUCUGAGGAAGACUGCUUAGAGAAGCAGUCUGAAGAUGGCGUUGACAAAGACUUAGAAGAAAAUGGUGUUAAAAAAGCUUUCGACCAGGAUUCCUCCGACAAGGAGUCGCCUGAACACACUGAGAAUGGAUCAGAAGACAAUGACAGUGACAAAUCAGAAUUUGAAAAAGGCUCUGAGAGAGAGUUUGAUGAAGUCUUGGAUGAAAAGGAGGAGGAAGCAGUUGUAUAUGAAAGGGUUUUUAAGAAUGAGUCUGAUGAGAAUGAUGACGACUUAGAAGCAGAGAAGGAGUGUGGGGAUGCUGAUGACAAAGAGGAAGAAGAUGACAUAGAUGAGAAGCUCUUUGAUGACUCUGAUGAAAAGGAAGAGGAAGAAGAUACUGAUGUAAAGAAAGAUGAAGAUACCAAUGAGAAGUAUUGUUUAAGGUGCAACUGAGGAGUUUAAUGAAUUAAGAUGAAGUUUGGAUGGGUGCACCCCUCGUGAUCCUGACUUCCUUGCUCAUAUUCUCCCUCCUUCUGCUCCUC
Molecule: messenger RNA, 2138 nt
Organism: Microtus oregoni (creeping vole)
Lineage: Eukaryota; Metazoa; Chordata; Mammalia; Rodentia; Cricetidae
Product: HIV Tat-specific factor 1 homolog
Exons: 2
Coding region: 1-2049 (682 amino acids)
Biological process (GO): mRNA splicing, via spliceosome
Cellular component (GO): U2-type spliceosomal complex; U2 snRNP
Molecular function (GO): RNA binding
Source: RefSeq, a predicted model, not a curated record